AUAAAAUUAUUAUAAGUUGUUUUAAAACUGUAUAAUUUAAAUUAGAAAUAUUUUUUUAAAUCUUUGUGCGCAACCAAACUGGCGCAGUAAAGUAAAUCCACUAGUCGCGAUCAAAACAUGGAGGGUACCGGAGCUUACGGCGGUGGUAAAGCUGGGGGCUCUUUUGAUCCGAUUUCUUUCGUUCAAAGGCCCCCCGUAAUUCUACGGGCAGUUUGUUGGCUCUUCUCCAUAAUAGUAUUCGGCUGCAUCUCUUCUCAAGGAUGGCAACCGGACAAAAAGGGCAACCUCGUUUGUUUGUACAACGGUGACACCAACGCCUGUAACUAUGGAGUCGGUAUCAGCGUUAUCGCUUUUUUGGCCAGUAUGGGACUUCUGGCUGGCGAGUAUCUUUUCGAGCAAAUGUCUUCGGUUAAAACAAGAAAACACUUUGUUUUGGGCGAUUUAGCGUUUUCAGCUUUCUGGGCCUUUUUAUAUUUCGUCGGCUUUUGGUACUUGUGCAACCAAUGGGCAAAAUCGGACCCACCAGCAAAUGGUAUUGGAUCGAGCAACGUCAGGGCGGCAAUAGCGUUUUCUUUCUUUUCGAUUUUUUCUUGGGGUGGUAGUGCCUUUUUGGCAUUCCAACGAUUCAAGCAAGGCGCCGACGCGGCAUUUUCUUCAAACUUUGAGGCCGACAACAUGCAAUCGGCGUAUCCUUCUUAUCCCGGAGGUCCCGACACGGAUCAGCCCUACCAGGAGCCUCCGUUUUCCACGGGACCCAAUACAAGGGGCCCAGCAGAUUUCCAGGCGCCCACCUAUUAAAAAAUGUCAGCUGACAGCUGCCCGAUACCAAAAAAUAUUGAGAGCGAUUUUAUAUUAUCGGCUCCAAGUUUUUUUUUUCUAUUUAUUUGUACUUAGAGUGGGGUGUCCCAAUAUUAAUUGUUACGUUUGUUAUUUUUCCGAGUAUUUUUUACCAAGUUUUUUAAAAAAUUUAAACGAGCCCAAAGUGUUGAAAAAUAAAAUGAUAAUUAUUAUAGAUAUUGUUCAAUGUACAGUAAAUGUCUAAAAAUGCAAGAAAACAUAAUAAUUAUGUAUUUAGAUUUAUGAAUAUCGGCUUAUCGUAGAUUGUAUUGUAAAGGUGCUUUUUAUAAUACUUUUGUGCUCUGAUGUAAAAUCCCCCAUUAUUGUAUAUAAUAUGAAAAUUUCCCGUUUUGAUUUUCCUUUAUAAUAGUUGAGCUUGAUUAGUAAAUAUUGAACUGUCCCUACUAAAAUAUUCUACAAGAAUCUCGUCUAAAAUUAAAAUCUCAUUUGUAUAUUAUUGCAAUAUUACCAACCUCGAAAUAACAAAAUAAUGUAAGUAUAAAUGGAUUAGUUUGUGAUUUUUUUUUAUGUGAUUGUAUUGAAAAUUGUUACAAAUAAUUACCGUGGCCAUAUUAGUAUGUUGUUAAUUUUCUCAAAUAAAUAAAAGUUAAAGAUAAGGGACAAGAUUUACAUAACUGUGAGGCACAUACAUUACGUAUUUUCUUUUUUUUUUUUAAUUGUUAGCAGCCAUUAACUUUUGGGGUGAGUGCAAACAAUAUUUUCAUUUGGGGGUAAAGUAGUUUCCGAGUAAAAAAAUAAUUUAUUGUAGCAAUCUAUGGUAUGGAACAUUUCAGAAAGUUUUUUACAGGGUAAGCAAUUUUCAAAGUUACAAUUUGAUUUCCUGAAAAAAAACAAAAUUUAUUUAAUUUCCAGCACAUAUCCGAACGAAAAAUUGUAUUUUUGUAGAACCAAAAAAUUCAUUUGGUUGGUACUUAUAGAAAAACCAGAAAUAGUUAUAGUUAAGGAUAUUUUCUAAAACCAUAAAUGCGUUUAUAAUUAUUAUUAAAAAAAAAAACGUAGGUGGUGUUAUGUAGUUGAAAAAAAAGAGUUGUUCCUGUCUGUGUAAAACUUAGCACUAGUUAUGUAAAAUACUCUGUUUCAGCAAUAAUAAGAGAAAUGACCCCAAAAAAAUGUUGAGGAUUCUAUUUUAUUUUUAUUUAUUAUUUUUUUUGAUCUGUUCACUUUUGUCCUGAAGAAGUAUUAUCUUUUAUUUUGUUGAUUGUAUUAGUUUUUGAGUUACCAAUAAAUGUUAAUAAUAAUGUC
This is a messenger RNA of Ceutorhynchus assimilis (cabbage seed weevil), 2100 nucleotides long. Lineage: Eukaryota; Metazoa; Arthropoda; Insecta; Coleoptera; Curculionidae. The record is from the annotation of a GenBank genome assembly.